AUGCCUGCGGAGAUCUUGAGUAUAACGGACGGAGACCAGCCAAGGAUGAUACAGAAUCAGCACGGAGAGAAAUCAACCAUCUCUCCUCGAGAAGCGGACAGGGAGAUGGGGCAAAGGAUUUUGAUCUGCCGAGCAAGGGUACCUGUCGAGAGCUGCCGUGAAACUGACAAGAUACACUCAUCAGCUCCAGGGGAAGGGCCUCGGAUCCAAGUUCAGCCUGCCGAGAUUGAUGUCCACUCGGAAAGGACUUUCCAGGAAUUGCGAUCAUCAGAAACUCUACGGGAAGGCUCCCUUGUUAUCCAAGUUCAACCUGCCAAACAGUUUAAUGUAAACUCAGCAGGGACCCUUCAGAGAUGUGGAUCUUCGGCCGCUUCAGAGAAAGCGCCCCGCCUGAUCCAAGUCCAACCUGUUAACCAGGUUAAUCGGAACUCAACAACGGCCUUCCAGGGAUUGAGAUCUUCAAACCCAGGGAGGAGUUAUCUUAGGACCGCCGCAACCGCUCAGAAAACAGAGAGGUGCGCCCACGAGGCUCAUGAGAGGCAGGUUGAGGGGACGCUCGUGGUGGCAUCCAGCCUCGGAGAGGAGGAAUCUCAGAGGGGCGUUCCACAACCGGAGGCAACCCUCGAGAAACAUAUACAUCAGAGUCUUGGCAUCCUGGGCACACAAGUCCUGGAGAGGGGAGAAAACUCACCCAAACCUCAGAUGAGCUUUCCUGAAAGACAAGAGGAGCCAGCCCUUCAAGAGGGUCACUGGGGAAAAGAAAUCAACUCCAGAAUGAAACAUGAAGUUUCUGAAACAGAGUUGGAAGAAGAAUCUCGAAAGAGGCAGCUGAACGCUGCCUUUGUCACGAAGAUCAAGGAUAAAUCCAGUAGAAUGGAUAGCCAUGCGGCGGUACACCACAGCACCGAUGACCAAGAACUCGACAAGGGGACAGUGAGACACCACCAGCCUGUCCCAGACCAGCCACCCUGCCAGCAUCGGACCAUAGCCAGCGAGUCGAUGUCGCUGCCUCCGGCCGUGAAAGAGGCUCUCUCCCUCGGCCAGGAGAGGGGGAGACAGUUGCUGGAAGAGACCCGGCAGUGUAAUCAGAUGAUGAUGAAUUGUCUGGUAAGACAUCGAGAACUCCGGGGUAUCCAUGGACGUGGAGAUCAUUCCAGACCGCAACCAUGGUCUGAGGGAGCUGUCGUAAACACACAACAGCCGUCGGAUAUCGUUGCCUGCGCUGAGAGGGUGGCGGAGGCAAAUGACAGAUUCUGCGAGAACAUCCAGAAUGAGAUGAUAGCUGGGCACAAUGCCUGGAUGGAGCUCAAGCGAAGAAAGGGAAUGUUCUUUGCUGCAAAACACAAACAAGACCAAAAAGAAGGAAGUCGAAGAAAUGCAUUUGAAGAAAAAGUGCCUCACAAAAGGCAAAAGGGAGAUGUCAUGAUGCCUAGUCAACCAAGUGACAUCACUGCAGCGCCACAACCAGAACUCGAUGGUGUAGUCUGGUACCGGGGAAGGCUCGUCAAGCUAUGCUGGCCCCACCCAAGCGAGAAUAUCUCAGAUGCAAAAAGAUCUACGAAGACGCGCAGCAAGACGAAAAAGAAGGAGGAUUCUGGCGAGCCAGUUGCUCUCGGGUAUGUCAAGCCGUUUUCUCCACCCAAUCAAUCAGAUGACGACCUUGACUACAUGUACCGGGCGCAGAUACAGCCAACCAUCAUCAACUCCAUGCUCUGCCGAAAAACUCCGCCACUGAACUCCAACUCGAGGGGAAAUCUGCACAUUCCAAGUGGCAGCAUUUUCAGCCAAGAAUCCCUGCACUUUGACCCUGACUUGACCCCCUCUAAUCCCCUGGUCUGGGCCUACGAGACACUGAGAGAUCCGCGGAAGAGACGCAAACCCCGCCUGAAGAAUUUUCAGAGGGUGGUGGACGCAAGGAGGCACAGGACGAAAGUACGGAAGAUAAAGUAAAAGAGGCUGGGAUCAGACGAGAUUAUCUACGUCACUGAAGAAGAAGAGAGUUAAAGGGCUCAUGCAUCAUUUCUUUAAUGCGAUUCUUGAAAUUACACCUUUGUUUCGCAAUUAAUUUCAUUUUCAGUUUUCAUUUUGUCAUUGUCAAGGGUAUUUUGAUGCUUUUUUGAAUUGUAUGUUAAUACGAUUUGUCAUAUUGAUGAGCAAAAGUGUGAUAUCACUGACUGGGCAGAAACCUCAAUGUACAGCUAUUUCAGCACCAAACGUUGCUAGAAGUUUGAAUAUUUUGCUGUCAGAAUUUCUUUUUGGGAUCGGGAGGUAGGUUGAUUUGUUGUUGUUUCACUAUGUGACGGUAAUUCAAUGAGCAAACUUUUCUCACAAGUUUUUUUUCAACAAGCAAACUUUUUGGUUCACAUUUUGAACAGAAAACCUCUUAAACGAAGAGUGUGUUCCGCAAAUGAAAUCACAGCAACAACGCCCUCAGUUGUCAGGAAAAGCAGGAGCAUUUUAAAUCUUUACAGAUGUGCAUUUUUCCACAGACACAAAUAACCAAAAAGGCGUGUCAAAUAAUGUUCAUACAUUUUUUUUUUAAAUUAGAAAGUUGCACAAAAUAUCCUCCCCAUUAAAAUUCAUGUCAUCGUCCCAUGGUCGAAUGAGCUAGGCUGAAUUUGGUAGUGGUGCAUUUUAGACUUUUAAACUUUUUUGUGUAUUGUGGUAUUCCGUUUGAGGGUCAAAUCACGUACAUAUAUAACCCUAUUGUUACCGUGGUUGAGGGAUUUUCCCAACUAGCCCAACUCGAAGUGAACUUGAAAGAGUCGCACUGUUUCACUUUCCGUGGGGUAAAACCAUAAAGAAAGAAACCGGGGAGCUUUUGUGUUACUGAGGCGCAUUAAAGUUGGCCCCCAAAUGAGCUGUUGGCAAGAUAAUUUACGGUUGACCGUUGGGCAAACUCGACCGUUGGGCAAACUUGACGACCGUUUUCUUUGCCAACUCAACCGUUUGCCUACACGUUCAUGAAGUGCGGCUGGCGCGGUUUUUUCUCUGGGACGAUUUACUUACGUACAGGCCUAGUAUUAUGCGAGGUCAUUCUUUUAAAAAAAUUAAUAGAUCUUUAGUGUAGCAAAAAAAUCCUUUACCCCAUUCAUUGAUCGUGUCCACAA
Molecule: messenger RNA, 3110 nt
Organism: Patiria miniata (bat star)
Lineage: Eukaryota; Metazoa; Echinodermata; Asteroidea; Valvatida; Asterinidae
Exons: 6
Coding region: 1-1950 (649 amino acids)
Source: RefSeq, a predicted model, not a curated record